Messenger RNA from Zootoca vivipara (common lizard), 4114 nucleotides. Its product is annotated as deoxyribonuclease-1-like 1. NCBI's taxonomy places the organism in Eukaryota, Metazoa, Chordata, Lepidosauria, Squamata, Lacertidae. Gene Ontology annotation, biological process: DNA catabolic process. The record is from RefSeq and is a predicted model, not a curated record. Gene Ontology annotation, cellular component: nucleus. Gene Ontology annotation, molecular function: DNA binding; deoxyribonuclease I activity.
AAUGCGCGUUCGCAAGGGAGGCCCCCUUCCUCGAAAGCGGGCUCGGGGAGACAGGCGACUGGCAAGGGGCCCAAGCGCUCCCUUCUCCCGCCCGGCUCCGCCUCCGCCCUCCUCGGAGCUCGCCGGCUAGACCCGGGAGCGAGCGGGGCGGAGGAGGCUCCCCGAGUGGCGCCUCCUUCAAGCGCGGGGCUUGACUGUCCCGCCCGCUCAGUCCGGCUGUUCUGGAGAGGCAACGGCGCAAGGAAACGGGCACGGCGCUUUCCAGCCCGCCGCGAUGCGGAAUCCAUCUGUAGAAGGAACCUGACUAGAUUCCCAAGGAUGAAGCCCUCCUGCUUUCUGCGCUUCUUGCCACUCUUGUUGCUGUGCCCAGCAGGAGCCCCCUUCCGGAUCUGUGCCUUCAACACUCAGCGCUUUGCCCAAGGGAAGGCAAGCAAGGCCAGCGUCAUGGACACACUUGUCAAGAUUCUCUCUCGUUGUGAUAUCUCUGUCCUACAAGAGGUGAUGGAUGCUAAGGGAAAAGCAGUUCCUGCCUUGGUGGCUGCCCUGAAUCGGUAUCAUAGUUCUAGUCCCUAUACCUACCUCACCAGCCCUCUGCUGGGCCGGAACAACUACCAAGAACGCUAUGUAUUCAUAUACAGAGAACAGAAGACUCAGAUGCUGGACUUCUUCUCCUAUGAGGACAGACAUCCAGACCGGCCUGAUGUCUUCGCUCGCGAGCCCUUCAUUGUCCGCUUCAGCAUUCCAAACAAAAAACUCAAGGAGCUGGUGUUGAUCCCCCAGCACACAAUGCCCAAGGCAGCUGAAACUGAAAUAGAUGCUCUCUAUGAUGUUUUCCUGAGUGUGAAGGAACGCUGGGCCACAGAGGACAUGAUUUUCUUGGGUGAUUUCAAUGCUGACUGUGGCUAUGUGGCAAAGAAACGCUGGGGACAAAUCCGCCUACGCCAAGACCCUGGCUUUCACUGGCUCAUCAGUGACAAUGCUGACACCACCGUUCGGGACACAACCCACUGUGCCUAUGACAGGAUUGUGGUGCAUGGAGAACGCUGCCUGGCUGCUGUGGUGCCUGGAUCUGCUCAGCCAUUCAACUUUGCCAAAGCAUUUGGGCUCUCAGAAGCAGAGGCUUUGGAGAUCAGUGACCAUUAUCCUGUAGAGGUGGAACUGAACAGAGCCCAUUGGAGAUACCAGCAAGCCAGUCCAGCUGGCCUUGUGUUGCUGGCCUUAGUCAUGCUGGCUGGGUCAGGAUAUGACAUCUAAAGCUGUUAUGAUACCAGGGGUCCAAAUGCUGGUGGCUGCCUUGGCCCUACAGUGACAGAAGCGUAGAACUGCCAAGAGGAUUCCCUUUUUUUACAUGAGAAUGGAUGGCUUGCCUAUGGUCACCCAUGGAGUGAGCUUCGACGUGGGACUUUCACAGUUUACACUUGGUCAGCCAGCAUAUUAUGUUUUUGUUGCCCCUGCAGUCCUGUAGAAGCAGAUUUUAAACACUGAAGGAAGCAAUAUAUUGAUGCAGUCGGAGCACCCUCUUCAGCAGAAGAGAUCCUUCAGUACAACUGGACCACUUAUAGGAAGGUGAAUUCUGUCUGGCAGCUGCACCAAAGAAGAUUUGCAUGGAUUUUCAGGCACCCUCAAUCUCAGGCUUCCCAGGACCAGAUCUGGGUACAGUUUCAGGCUACUUCACAUGGGCGUACCCAGCAUGGGGCAGGGGGGCAGCUGCCCCCCCAAAGCAAUUUUUUUUAAAAAAAUCAUCCUGCUUCACGGUGGCUGCAGCUGAGCUGGAGACGUGUCGGGUCCUGCAAGAAGAGCCUGAAGCGGCUCAGCAAGGCGCAGCGGCGUCGCUAGCCUUCUGGCUGCCCGGAGCAGCAAAUCAGAAGGCACCCCGCCAGGGGGCAGGGCGUCCAUUGCGUGCAUAAAGGCUAGCGACGCCGCUGGGAGGAAGGGACCCGCGCGAAGGGAAAGGAGGAGCAAUGGAGACAGGGAAGCGGCUUCCUUCUCCUCUCCAUUUCUCCCUCCCCUCCUCAAGCUCCAGCGUGAGGGCAGCACGGGAGCCGCGUCCCUAACCAGCCCAGCCCCGGCGGUGGCGCCACUUACUGCUCCUGCCGGCCGCAGCCCGACAGUGUGCCCAACCCCGCUCUCCCCGACUCCAAGGGCUGCACAUGGGCUGCUCCUGGCAGCUGCAACAAUGGCCCACAGCGGCGCAGCGCCUCAGCAGCUCCCGGGAUCGGUGCACCCUCAGAGCAGACGCCGCCACUGCUUCUGUUUGGGCUGCAGCGGCAGCAGGAGCUGCGGAAAGGGGAGGGGUUUCGCAGCAGGAGGCAGAGAAGGCGGAGGGGCUCCAAGCCGCAGAGCCAGGCCUUGCCCUCAGCUCACGCCCCCGCCGGGUCUGUGGGAAGCAGAAGCAACUCGAGGACGCAGCUGCUCGGCUGCUCGGCCAGCCAGCCAGCCCUCCCUCUCUCCCUCCCUCCUCCUCCUCCUCUGGCGGGGCAGCCGUCGGUGGAGGUGGCGAGGGGGCGCCGUGCUGCCCCCCACAAAGUGGAGCCUGGGGCCCCCGCCCCCUAUUGUGACGCCCCUGGCUGCACACGCGCGCUCUCCCCCGGGGCAGCGCCCAGGAUUAAACUUCUUCCCGGAGUCAGUUUCACCUGGGCUCCGUAGCCCCGCCCACAUUCCCACUUUGUGGCCCCUCCCCUCCUGUGCCUUGGCCCAACCCCUGAACGACCAUGGCUCCCCCCCCCCCCAGUUUUGAUCCUGGGUACGACCCUGCUACUUCAGAAAUUUGCAAAAAGGGAAUCAGCUGGCUGCUGAUGAAAGUUUGUGUCACUGCUCAGUUACAAUCAAAGAAUUGGGAUGGGCCUUGAAAAGGGCCAACAAAUCACCUGAACUUUUGCCAGAAGAACCUUUCUACACAUAGCACAGACAUGGGACUGUACCAUUCUGGACUACAGGUGGGGUUCAUUGAAAAUGAACGCUGCUCUGUGUCAAAUACUGUCUCUCUGUAAAAAGCUGGCAUAUCAGAGAGGAGGAGGCCCCAUCUGCACCAUUUAAAGCAGGAUCAUAGCACCUUGAUCAGCCAUGGUUUCCCCCAAAGCAUCCUAGGGAGAUUAGUAAGUUAAGGGUGUUGAGAGUUGCUAGGAAGCCCCUGUUCCUCUCACAGAGCUACAAUUCCCAGAGUGCCCUGGGCAGAGGGAUUGACUGUUAAACUACUGUAAAAAUUGUAGCUCUGGAAGGAGAAUGGGGGUUGCUCCUUCUAAUUCUCAGCACCCUUAAGAAACUAGGGCUUCCAGGAUUGUUUGGGGGAAGCCAUGGUUGUUUGAAGUGGCAUGAUAUUACUUUAAAAUGGGUAGUGCACCCAGAGCCAGAAGCUGCUAUCAUUCUCCCUGUUGUGUUAAUUCCCAGGGUGCAGGGAGGGUUUUUUUAUAGGAGGUAGAGCCUACAGUACCUGCAUUUUGAAGUAGCACAGUCCCAAUAAAGCUUCAGAGGACUUUUCCCACAUGAGUAAAUCUCAAUAUCCAACCUAAAAAAAGUCUUCCAAGCAGAGGCGUAGGAGAGGGAGCGGUGGUGGGAAAACCGCCCCGGGUGCCCUUACUGAGGGGGGUGACAUUUGGCAUGCCGCCUGCCCGCGACUCCCAAGCAUACCCUAGCUGUCGGGGUAAGGGGGGAGCUGUGCCGCUUUGCUGGGGGCAUUCCCCCCCUUCCCCCUUCAUUUUGACAGCUUGGGGGAGGGUUGGGAGUCAUGGGCGGGUGGCAUGCUGAAUGUCCGCCAUGGACAGCUUGCUCCACCCCCAUGAGCGGCUCUGCCCCUGGCUGCGGGGUGCGUGCGCCGCCCCAGGCACCCUCCGCGCCACGCCCCCUUCGGGAGCGCACCAGCCCUGGCCAGCACGGGCAUAUGCUCUGCCGCUGCUUCGAAGCCAAAAAACAUGCAGCAGAACUUCACCACCUUUCUAAUCCUCCUCCUACUGCUGAAGUGCUCUUUAGGAAGAACUGUUAAUGAAGUGCAGUCUAGAUCUACCUCUCGGUCGUUUAUAUAAUUUACCUCUUGUACUUCUUCCUCACCUACAAUUGAUAGGGUGAUAUAUCAGCAUGUCAGCGUGCUCACUGAUCAGGCUUUCCACUCCCUGCCUUU